Messenger RNA from Pseudocercospora fijiensis CIRAD86, 4253 nucleotides. RefSeq lists its product as uncharacterized. The transcript has 41 exons. The coding region runs from base 1 to 4158 and encodes 1385 amino acids. Lineage: Eukaryota; Fungi; Ascomycota; Dothideomycetes; Mycosphaerellales; Mycosphaerellaceae. The record is from RefSeq and is a predicted model, not a curated record.
AUGUAUCGUAGCAACUCAUCCAAAGGAGUCUUCGUGCUGGCCGCGAAUGGUGGCUGGCAAUCAGCUCAGGUCAAGACUUGGACAGCGACUGGUUCAAUGGCGGAGCUUGUUGACGGGCGGCGUCUGGUGAUGGCGCACGCUUCUCGCAGACUCUUUAAGCAUCCACCAGCUGCUGCGACGCAAGGAAGAACGAUGGACGAUGGCGCUGAUGUGAUGCUCGCACCUGUGACUGUUCACCAUCUCCUGAUAUGCCGUUCCCACGACCAGGUCAGCGAAGACUCCAGCAACAUCUACUCAAGACAAGCAUCGCCAGCAGAUCCCUCAAACCCACACGCACAAGCCCCCCUCCCACACAGCACCCACCCACCUACUCUCGAGGGCGGCGGCAGCGAUAUGACAACGACACUCUUCUCCAAGCAGCGGGCCCACGAGGCCAGCAACAUUGAUGAAAAGAUAGAUGGAGCGCAAAGCACCAAGCAUCGAGACCAGCUCGAUCGGCUCGAAAGCCCACGGGCCUCAAUCAGGCUGCGGGUAGGCAACGGCGGUGUCACUACACUUCACUUCACUUCACUUGAGUGGAGGAAAUGGUGUGGCGAGACCGUUUGGGGUUGUUGUGGAGGUGUGACAGGAGAGGAAGCUACAACGAUGCGUUCCUUGGACACUUUUGUCAUUGCGGGACUGUAUAGGAUCAAUAUCGAUGCUACGAGCUGCGGAAUCGGCAGGAUCGAAGAAGCGAACAAGAGCUGGCUUCUCAAUGAUACACUUCGACACCUCGGGAUCGCUGGAGUCCAAGAACACGCUCGAGGUGAGCUGAGAAGGUCAAACUGGGCAGCAAAUCCCUUCUGGGGCGAGGGAUUGUUCGCAUCUCACGGCGUCGACACAGGCCUACACGCAGCCGCAUCGAAGGAGUGCUCUCCGCAUCGGUCGAAACCAGACCUAGAGACCACUAUCACGAUAAGGGGCAGGGAGGGAGACCACACAAGAAUGCCCGACUUCUUGCAAGAGCAGCGAGCAGCGAUCUCCAGAUCUUUCCGCACGCGUUCUCAAAGUCUCGCUCGGUUCCAAAUGAACCAUAAUCUUUGGCUCAUCCAAUACGCGCUCAACGUCGAUCCAUUUGAGACUGAACUACUGCACAACUCCCGCGUGGGCCCACGCGAGCUCUCAAACAAGCCGCCCUUCAAGAAUACGAAAUUCUACCUGAAGCAGGUCAACUUCGACUGCACCACCGAGGAAAACGAGGUCGAGAAGAUGGCGCGCGGCAUAGGUACGAUACAAAAAGACAAAUACCUGCUCACGCUACCACUACCGGUACAGAAGAAGAAGCUGCGAGAGCUUGAGACCUGGAAGUCCGCUGCAGCUAAGGGGGAGCAGCGCAAGCUCGACAUCCCGAAAGAUUUCUGCGGUACCAAGCUGCGGCUAAAGAGCGAGGGCAAGUUGGAAACAAGACCAACAACUUUCAACCGUUGCUUGAACUGGAAAGUGGAGCUGGGUAUCAUGCAGGAGGAGUACUGCAGGAGCCCAAGGGGACGAGGAGGUCGUGAUUACGAUACCAAUAUGCUCUUCACGUUGAAUGCUCGAGACCACCCUGCUGUCGACCAGCGCUCGAACUAUGCGGCGGAGUUGUGCUUCACGGCUGCUGACCACGCUGUGCUCGAGACUGGGACGGCCACCAUUCAUUGUUGCAACUGUACGGUGGAGUUGUGCAUCACGAGCCCGGGGCAGAUAGCCGGCUUUGGCAGCAAUGCUCGCUCUACGUUGAUGGUAGAUGCGCAAGAUUACAUUACGAUCUACGACUUGCCGACCAUCGAUCGAGCUGAAGGACCACCGCUGCUGCCCCGGCGCUCGGCUGUACGGCGGGCGCGAUCGUAUCCUGUAAGAGCCCAACGAAACACCGGGUCCGCCACCACCACUCCACUAACAAUUCCGUCAUCCCUACUCAGUAUCAUCGGCAUCCUCGUUGCUAGCGAGAUCAAUCGAGCUAAAACGCUGAAUGCAAUCCAUCAUGAUCGUGAACAUCCAAGUCCUCCACUUCAACCGCCAAAUCUUCCGCUUCUCGUGGGCUAUGGAAGUCGAAAGCGUGGUCUUGAGCCUCGCCCUCGCCCUCGCCCCCAAACCUCCCUCUCCCAUCACAAUCGAUAUCUGAACUCCAUGUUCUUCCAAUCCGCCACAUCCCUAAACUCAACAUCGCUCUCACCAACGACGCCUCCCUCAUAUCUACUCGAAAGGGGCAUGCCGUGGUCGCCUCGACAUCGUGCGGAUGGCGUCGUAGUUUCGUACUCCGCCAGGGACCUCGUAAGGGUGGCAGAAAAGCUUUGCGUGCCACGGGUCGGGGAGGCGGACACAGAAUUCUUGCUCGAUCCAGUGCGUGUCCACCGUACGAUACAGAAACCAACAGAACUGUGGGAGCUGGUAGAAUGUCGCCCAACUGGUGUAGUCUCCCGCCUCUUACCCGUUCACGAUGGCGCUUUUUUGAGUUGCGGUCACCCGGAUCGAGGAGAAAUGUUGGGAGCGAGCACCACAGCUUACGAUAAUCCUUACCUUAGCCGGGAGAGAAUUCAGAGAACCCUUCGCCGUGAUAUUCCCAAGACAGAAACCAAUAACAAAGCAAAGCUGAACCUUCCUCGUGACCUUUUUCAUGUGACCGGCAUGGCUCACUUCGACCCCAGAAGAAAACCAGAUCCAAUGCCAUCCAUCAAGUACAUUUCCGCGAAAUUUUCCAGCUUUGUUGUCACCACCGAGAAUGAGGAGGAUGACUUGGAUUCAACGCAUGUUGGAUGUUCCAGCAAGAUACGUAUGAGUGCAGUGCAGUGGCUUUGGAAUCUUGACCGAAAUGUUUUUGAUGAUUGUGGAUUGGAAAUUGUUGAUAAUACCAUUAAGGUAGGGACCGAACUUGCUGUUGCAUGUACGACGAGGAAGAGAAGCCACGGCGAAGCAUUCGAUGAGCUGGGAGAGUUUGAAAUGUUUGUUUUCUUUUUUUCACGGAGGCAGGCGCUGAAUGGCGCAGAGUUGUUUCUUUGUGGGUUAGGCGGGAUGACUUGGGGAAAGAAGAAUGAAUAUGAUUUGCCAGCUCCGAAUGAUAUCAGGCUGCCAAAGAUUGUGCCUAUUCCAGUUCCGAAAUACCCGAUUCCGACUCGUAGAGUAAUGAUAAUGAGGCUAGCUGUCACGGAUGUUUCGAAGACUCUGAGCAGAACUCGGGUUAGGAAGACCAUCGUUCCAAGAUAUUUCGCUGUCAGUAAAUGUUGCAUGCCGUAUGCAGCCAAGGUUACUGAAUUGAGAUUUUGUCAUGCCGGCGUUCUCUUGCAAGCCCAUGACGUUGGCAUCAUUGAUGACGGCAUGAUUAUGAGGUCAGUCUUGCGGACCAGUCGCUUCUCGUAUUCCGCUGUGAUCCCAGGCACAUCGCAUUCAUGGUGGAGGAAGCUGAGUGCUGCGUCAGCAUUUUUGGUAUUGAUGUCCUUGACCUCGAUAUCCUUCUCUUUGAUUGAAGACGACAUAAUUGAUGUCGACGGCUACAUCUUGGACAUCGCUGACCCAGUUGAAGAGGUGUCCUUCGAUCAGCAUCCGGUAUCAUAUCGCAAUGGAUUCCGCUGGUGUGGCGACCAUUUGAUCCUGACUCGAGUCGAGGGCUACAAGCACGAUUUCUGGUUGUCCGCUGUACUCAGGAGAAAGGAGACAAUAGAUCCGGAUGCAGUAUACCCGGUGAUGCCAUGUUUGAAGAAAUCUGGGCACGGCUAUUGGUUGCCAAAACGCUAUCUCAACGAGGAGGAAACGGCGAGAGCAGUUGCGUUUAGGUUGACCACUCCAGGUAGAAUUCCAAACCGCUCUCGGCGAAAUUGGUGUACGCGAGAGACUGCCAUUCACUUCAGCGGCUCGGUUCACUUCAGCAGCUCGGAAUCAUCGCUCGCGCAAGACCUCAGCGAUUUUCACUCGGGCGGCAGUGUAGAAUGCCUCUCUCCGAAGCUCACUGGCUUGAUCGUUGUCGGUAUGAUAAAAGUCGAAGACAGCUCCGGUUUCGAUGUUAACGAAUUGGUACUUCUCGUCGGCCUCAUACUUGGGCUCUGGUGGCGGGCGCUCGCAGCGAAACAUGGUGAUGGCGGUGUCAGCCAGUUCGACAAUGCGCUCUUGACCCCAUCGGAUCAUCAGGUCUGUCAUUACGGAUGAGAGCAGCUUAGUCGCAUAAAGCAUCGGAAGGCAAUCUGCUUCCGAGGUGUAACGCAGAUGGGAAUCACUUGACUUGCUUCCGAGUUUCGUGCUCU